This is a messenger RNA of Elgaria multicarinata webbii, 1089 nucleotides long. RefSeq names its product monoacylglycerol O-acyltransferase 1 (gene MOGAT1). The coding region runs from base 1 to 1008 and encodes 335 amino acids. Gene Ontology annotation, cellular component: endoplasmic reticulum membrane. Gene Ontology annotation, biological process: triglyceride biosynthetic process; diacylglycerol biosynthetic process. Gene Ontology annotation, molecular function: diacylglycerol O-acyltransferase activity. The record is from RefSeq and is a predicted model, not a curated record. The transcript has 6 exons. Lineage: Eukaryota; Metazoa; Chordata; Lepidosauria; Squamata; Anguidae.
AUGAAGGUCGAAUUUGCCCCGCUCAACAUUCCCCUGGCGAGGAGAGGACAGACCGCCGCUGUGUUUCAAUGGGUCUUCUCCUUCCUGCUAUUAGCACAAUGUUGCUGUGGAAUCUUCAUGUUUUUCCUCUUUGGAGAUUACUGGUUUAUCUCAGCGUUUUAUGCACUCUGGCUCUACCUCGACUGGGAGACACCACAAACUGGAGGGAGGCGAUCUAAGUGGGUUCGAAACUGGACUCUGUGGAGGUACUUUAAGGAAUACUUUCCAAUUCAUCUCAUAAAAACCUCAGAUUUGGAUCCAAGUCAAAACUACCUCUUUGGAUUUCACCCUCAUGGCGUCCUUGUCGCUGGAGCCUUUGGAAACUUUUGCACAGAAUACACUGGUUUUCAGAAGCUAUUCCCUGAUCUGACUCCGUACCUUCACAUCUUGCCUUUCUGGUUCCGAUGCCCUUUCUUCAGAGAUUAUAUUAUGUGUGCUGGGUUGGUUUCAGCCACCAAACGGAGUGUGUCUCAUGUGCUAAGCAAUGAAAGUGGUGGAAAUGUUGCAGUGAUAGUCAUUGGAGGGGCAGAAGAGUCUUUGGAUGCUCAUCCUGGAAGCUUAACACUGAAUAUCCUCAAAAGGAAAGGGUUCAUUAAGGUUGCUUUGAAACAUGGGGCUCAACUGGUCCCAGUGUUUUCUUUUGGUGAAAAUGAACUAUUCAAGCAAAUUUCAAAUCCAAAGGGGUCGUGGCUCAGAACAUGGCAGGAAAAGCUGCAGAAGAUGAUGGGUUUUGCUUUGCCUUUGUUUCAUGGCAGAGGGAUCUUCCAAUAUAGUUUUGGCUUGGUGCCUUACAGGAAACCUAUUCACACUGUUGUUGGGAAUCCUAUAGCUGUGAAACAGAAUCUGAACCCCACCAUUGAAGAGAUUGAUCAACUCCAUCAGAAAUAUCUGCAGGAGCUACAAGAGUUAUUUGACAAAAACAAAGAAAAGUAUGGGAUACCAGAGCAGAAAUCUCUCACUUUUACCUAAAUACAAGCACAAUGAUAAUGUGAUGCAAAUGCUUGUUGUAAAAAGAAAUCUUUUAUGCCUUCAUUCUCUCUCUCUCUCUCU